AUGUACCAUGGUUAUCGAUUGAUGGGGUACCCGAUCUACAGUAAUAGUGGAUGGGAUGAUUAUCAUUAUGCUUUUCGAUUGGAUCAGGAUCCUCGUAAUGUAUUCUUGGCUGGAGGUGCACCUUGGCCAUAUCAUUAUGACUUUGCUCCCAGCAGGAUCGGCACAGGAGUAUUCAUUCCCAGGUUGGAUCAAGGGACUGGAGUAUUCCAUCCUAAUUUGGAGCUUCUGGGGACUCCCAACAGAGCUGAACGAGAACAAAAUGUGGUGAUUCCCGACAGAGUUAAUAGAGAAAGGAAUCUUGUGAAUCCCAGCACAGUUGAUCGAAGAAGCAGUCUUGUGAGUCCCAAUGGAAAUGAUCGAGAAAGCAAUCUUUUUUGUAUUGAUUCCCUUCCAGAUGAGUUGCAAGAGCUGGUUUUGUCUUUUCUUCCGCUUCCGUGCAUAAUUGGAUCUUCUUGUGUUUCUAAGAAAUGGAAGCAGAUUAUUCACUCAGGAAAGUUCAAGAUGAAGUGUGCUGAAAUUUUGUCCAAGAAACCUUGGUACUUCAUGUUUACAAACUCUGACGAGCCUACUGCUAGCAUAUACAAUCCUCUACAGCGCCAUUGGUCUGAUUUUGAAUUCCCUUUCAAAAUUAAGCAUAGUGGGAAAAUUGCGGCAUCCUGUGGUUUAAUCUGCAUGAUUGAGGAAACUGAUUGCAACUCUGAGAUUUAUAUAUGUAAUCCCAUGACCAGAAGGUGCAGAAAAUUUGAGGAACAAUUCGGGGUACAAGAGUCGACGUAUAGCAGUCUUGCCUUUUCUGUCGAUAAGCCAUCAUCUGAAUACACCAUUGCAAUUGUGAGGUCCUGGCAAGUCCAUGAUACUAUUUCUUAUUGGUAUACGUCGAUUCACAUUUAUAAUUCAGGAAGUAUGACUUGGUUACCUCCUAUGUGUGAAACAUUAAGUGGGUGGCGCGCAGGAAAUGAUAGCAUUGUUUUUGAUGGGGUUCUUCAUUUUGUGGUUACAAAAAAUGGUAUGCCUAAUACCCAUGCAUUGUUAAGUUACAAUAUAAACAGCUCAUCUCCUGACUGCAACUUAAUGACAACCUUGAACCCCAUUCCCUUCUCCCUCACUUGUGUGCGCCUGAUGAACGUCCAAGACAAGAUUGUUAUGGUGGGAGGUCUUGGUAGUCAUGAUGUCCCGGAAAAGAUUGGCAUCUGGAUGCUUAAAGGUACAGAAUGGGAAGAGGUUUCAUGGGUGCCUGACACUUUCUUUAAGGGGUUCGGAGAAGUUGAUGAUGUAUUUGCAAGCAGCGGUACUGGGGAUCUUAUUUACAUCCAAGCCUAUGGAUCACCAUCACUUCUUGUUUUUGAUAUGAAGUCGAAAGCAUGGAAAUGGUGCCAGAAAAAACCUCAGUAUAAGAAGAGGUAUGCCCUUCAGCUUUUCUCAGGCUUCUGCUUUGAACCUCGGCUAGAUAUUUCACCCUGA
Molecule: messenger RNA, 1461 nt
Organism: Daucus carota subsp. sativus
Lineage: Eukaryota; Viridiplantae; Streptophyta; Magnoliopsida; Apiales; Apiaceae
Product: F-box/kelch-repeat protein At3g61590-like
Exons: 3
Coding region: 1-1461 (486 amino acids)
Molecular function (GO): protein binding
Source: RefSeq, a predicted model, not a curated record